AUGCCGGCGACACUUACGCUGAGCCUCUCCACCGCAGCCUCCAUUGCAACAUCCACAGCCCACCAUAACCCGGCGCACGGCUCCACCUCAGCAUCCUCACAAGCUAAUUCUCAAAACAUCCUCCGGUUCCUCGGCUCUCUUCUCUCGCCUCUCGCCCGGCUCUCGGCACCCCCAAAGUGCCUGCUCCUCGGCCCUCUCUACCCGACAUCUCCUGCUUCUCGGUCGACUCCAAAGAGAAAGGACGAUUUUGAAUCAGUGGUGAUGGAGCACCUACGUAUGAAUGGCGCUUACUGGGGAUUGACUACUCUUGAUAUUUUAGGAAAGCUUGGUGCAUGUGAUCAAGAUGAGGUUGUUUCAUGGGUCAUGCAGUGCCAACACAAAUCUGGAGGUUUUGGUGGAAAUAUAGGACAUGACCCUCAUGUAUUGUAUACACUUAGUGCUAUUCAGGUCUUAGCCCUGUUUGACAAGAUAGAUAUUCUUGAUGUUGAGAAGGUUGCCAACUAUAUUGCCAGCCUACAAAAUGAAGAUGGGUCCUUUAAUGGUGACAUAUGGAGUGAAGUUGAUACAAGGUUUUCUUACACUGCUAUAUGCUCUCUUGCAUUAUUACAUCGCUUGGACAAAAUAAAUGUGGAAAAAGCUGUAAACUACAUUGUGAGUUGCAAGAAUUUGGAUGGUGGAUUUGGAUGCACUCCAGGAGCAGAAUCUCAUGCUGGACAAAUUUUCUGUUGUGUGGGGGCCCUUGCUAUCACUGGUGCGUUGCAUCAUGUUGAUAAGGAUCUCCUCGGGUGGUGGUUAUGUGAACGACAAGUGAAAUCGGGAGGUCUAAAUGGGCGGCCCGAAAAGCUUCCUGAUGUCUGCUAUUCAUGGUGGGUUCUUUCCAGUUUGAUCAUGAUCGAUAGAGUUCACUGGAUUGACAAGGAAAAACUCGUUACGUUCAUAUUGGAUUGUCAGGAUAAGGAGAACGAGAGAGACGAGAUGAACUCAGUGAUUGCGAUAGGAAAUCUGGAACUAGGGCUGGACGAUGAUACUCUUCUCGAUUUAUGGGGCGAACUAAAAUCUCUGAACUCUUGGCUAUGGAAUUUAAGGAUCGAUUUGGGCGAGAUUUGA
Striga hermonthica is the source of this 1107-nucleotide messenger RNA. The record is from the annotation of a GenBank genome assembly. NCBI's taxonomy places the organism in Eukaryota, Viridiplantae, Streptophyta, Magnoliopsida, Lamiales, Orobanchaceae.